AUGUGGCUUUUUCUGGACAGAAUCGACUCGGUCAGACAGAGCGACUACACGCCCACGGACCAGGACCUUCUACGCUGCCGAGUGUUAACUUCAGGGAUUUUCGAGACGCGGUUCCAAGUCGAUAAAGUCAACUUUCACAUGUUUGACGUUGGAGGCCAGAGAGACGAGAGGAGAAAAUGGAUCCAAUGCUUUAACGAUGUCACUGCGAUCAUCUUCGUGGUGGCCAGCAGCAGCUACAACAUGGUAAUAAGGGAAGACAACAACACCAACAGACUACGGGAGGCGCUCGACCUCUUCCGCAGCAUCUGGAACAACAGAUGGUUACGCACUAUAUCGGUCAUAUUGUUCCUGAACAAGCAGGACAUGUUGGCCGAGAAAGUAUUAGCUGGAAAAUCCAAAAUCGAAGACUACUUCCCUGAAUACGCUCGAUACACCAUACCAAAUGAAGCAACCCCUGAACCCGGAGAGGACCCCAGAGUCACGAGAGCCAAGUUUUUCAUCCGGGACGAGUUUCUUCGGAUCAGCACUGCGAGCGGAGACGGGCGCCACUACUGCUACCCUCACUUCACGUGCGCCGUGGACACAGAGAACAUCCGGCGCGUGUUCAACGACUGCAGAGACAUCAUCCAGAGAAUGCACCUGCGUCAGUACGAACUGUUGUGA
Knipowitschia caucasica is the source of this 663-nucleotide messenger RNA. The record is from the annotation of a GenBank genome assembly. Lineage: Eukaryota; Metazoa; Chordata; Actinopteri; Gobiiformes; Gobiidae.